CAGACAAACGAAGUGCUAUAAACUUCACUUCUAGCUGGUAGUAUUCGCUGCUGUAUCCUCGCACUUCACGAUGCCAGACUUGAGUACUAUUCAGGAGCCCUCAGAUAAAGGGCUGGAACCCGAUGAAGACCAAGACACAAUAACUGUGGCCAUGAAUUUCUUGCUCAAAGAUCGCCACAAAGCUCAUGAAGCAUACUUCUCUAACGCAGCGGAACAAGCCAGCCCCCUCCAGGAGACUUACUCCCAGUCAUCCUAUCAACCCACCCAAGGUAUCGGACCAAUGGAGAAGACGAUGUUUCGACAAAUCAAAUCAGACGCAGUAACUACGGGCAUGUUACACCAUAUUGGUGAUAUUCGAGACUUGAAAGAGUGGCUUGCAGUUUGGAAUGCAAGAUUGGAUGAUGUCUCUGGGUGUGAGCCAUCGCCGAGGAAUGUUAUGGAGUGGUUACAGCACGUGAAGUUGCAGAUGGUGGAUGUAAUUAUGGGUCUGAAGAGGCCCCAGGAGGCGGAUCGCAAAUUCUUGAGAGAGUGGGAGGAGAUCAAAAGGAUGGGUGGAAGGGAAACGUAAGCAAGGAGAGAGAACGUUCAUGUUUGAUGAGAACAAAUUACUAGGUCGUC
Dothidotthia symphoricarpi CBS 119687 is the source of this 618-nucleotide messenger RNA. RefSeq lists its product as uncharacterized. Lineage: Eukaryota; Fungi; Ascomycota; Dothideomycetes; Pleosporales; Dothidotthiaceae. The coding region runs from base 71 to 568 and encodes 165 amino acids. The transcript has a single exon. The record is from RefSeq and is a predicted model, not a curated record.